Macrosiphum euphorbiae (potato aphid) is the source of this 1791-nucleotide messenger RNA. NCBI's taxonomy places the organism in Eukaryota, Metazoa, Arthropoda, Insecta, Hemiptera, Aphididae. The record is from the annotation of a GenBank genome assembly.
AUGUGCGAAGAAAUCGAACUUCAUCGAUACGACGACACGCCUUGGGGAUUUCGACUGACAGGAGGCCAUGAUUUCGGGAUUCCUCUUACUGUCGUUCGGGUAACUGGAGGCAGUUUGGCCGAGGAAGCUGACAUGAAUGUUGGAGAUAUGAUUAUUGAAAUUAAUGGAGAUAACACAGCACAGAUAACUCAUAGCGAAGCUCAGCAAUGUAUUUUAGAAGCUGGCAAUAGCAUUACUCUUUCGAUUUUAAGAGGAAGUCCUGUACCAGCAGUUACACCGACCAGAGGACUACACACACCUUCAGUCAUUGAUCGUGCAACAUCUUCUAUUGGAAGUUUAACUGAAUAUGAGCAUAGAGAUAAUGUAGUAUCAGUUGUAUCAGAAUCAUAUGAGAGUGGUCAUGAGAUGACUGAGGAAGAAAUAGCUGAAAAAUUAUUAGAAAGUGCUGAAGUUAUUGAAAAUAAUGGGAAAAAUGUCAUAGGUGUCAAUUUUAAACGUUUUGUGCCUAAAUGUGAUUUUAUUAAAAAUUCACUGGUAUUUCAAACAUUACAAGAAGAACAAAUUUUUGACCAAAAAUCAGAGCAAGAGCAAUUAAAAAGGUGUCCGACAAAAAGAUUUUCAACAUUUUUAACACCACCAAAUAGGCCAAAAAUCAGACCGCCUGAAAAAAAAAAACAUGAAGAAGUAAAACAACCUGAGGUAAAUGAAUCUGAAAAUCAGCUAGUCGAGGAAAAUAAAUCAGAUUCUUGCGAACAAGUAUGUACCAACUGUAAAUGUAAAUUAAGUGAUAUAGAAGAUUGUAUUGUAUCUACGGAUACAGUAACAGAAAUAGAAAAUCACGAUGUUGAUCAUAAUGUAGACAAUUUUGAAGAGAAUUUGGGAAAUCUAAUUGACAUUGAAAUUGAAGGAGAUGAAGAGCCAAGUGGGAUUGACCAUGAAAAAAAAGAAAAUAUUAAAACAAAUGAGGACUUAAUUGAAAAAAAUGAAGAAAUGCAUGAACCAAAAAUUGUUGAAGUGAACAAAGAGCCUGAGAAUACGUUUGAAAAGAGUAUAUUAAAUAUUCAAAAUCAAUUGUCAGCUAUUCGAGAAUUACCGCUACAGAUACAAAAUCAUAUUUCAUUGUUGGAAAAACAACUUUCAGAUAUACUCUCACACAAAAUUCAAUCAUCUGAAACAUCUGAAAGUAAUGAAACUAAAAACAAUGAUGACGAAGAAGAACAAAAAGAAAGUUUGAUUGACCAGGAAAAUGUUGAUGACGGGUCACUUGAGACAUUAUAUGAUGAUGAUGAAGUGUUUGAAACAGUCAUUGAUGAAACAUUUGAAGAUGUACAAGAAUUGGAAUCUAAUGGAAUAUCAGAAGACAAUUUUGAUGAAGAAGCCGAAGAUAGAGAACCUAGUGGUAGGCCAAUGUACCCCCUUACACCAUUGCCAAGACCUAUCGUAUUACCCGGUGGUCGUAAAUGGAGAUGCCCCAAAGAUGCUUACAAUGAGAAAUUUAUUGCUGAAACAUUGAUAUCACAAGCGGAAGUUUUAGUUGGUUCUACAUUGGGGGUAAAUUUUAGAAAGUACGAGCCACCAAAAUUUGACUUGUCUAAUUCAGCGGUAUACAAAUUAGUACAUAAUAUUGAGAAAAAAAAUACUGGGGGUAUUGAAAAUAGGCCUGAAGUAGUUGCAGCCGAAGAAGAUUUCUACUACCACAAACCAAUUGACGCAAGACAAUUCUACUUAGCUACACUCCCACAACCAAGAACAGUUCCGGAUUUCGAAUCAGAUAAUCAAUAUGGACAUUAG